Messenger RNA from Magnolia sinica, 2509 nucleotides. RefSeq names its product G-type lectin S-receptor-like serine/threonine-protein kinase LECRK3. The coding region runs from base 1 to 2358 and encodes 785 amino acids. The transcript has a single exon. NCBI's taxonomy places the organism in Eukaryota, Viridiplantae, Streptophyta, Magnoliopsida, Magnoliales, Magnoliaceae. Gene Ontology annotation, biological process: protein phosphorylation; recognition of pollen. Gene Ontology annotation, molecular function: ATP binding; protein serine/threonine kinase activity. The record is from RefSeq and is a predicted model, not a curated record.
AUGGCUACCAUCCGUCUCUUACUUCUCUUUCUCUCCAUAUUUUCUACUGCAACAGCUCAACCAAAAGAUACACACAUAAAUUUAGGUUCUUCUCUCUCUACCUCCACCAACUCCACUUCAUGGCUCUCACCUCUCCGUUUAUUCGCUUUCGGUUUCUACCAUGAAGGCGCUGGCUUCAGAGUUGGAAUAUGGUUGGAUGCAAGCCCAAACAAGACAAUCGUCUGGACUGCCAACCGAGACGACCCACCUAUUUCUAGCAACAGUACAUUACUCCUAAUGAGCAAUGGUCUCGUUCUACAAACCACUGGAGCCCAACAAAAGAUCCUUUUGGGUGAAAUCUCAUCCGCUUCUUUAUCCUCAGCUUCGAUGCGUGAUUCAGGCAACUUGGUUUUCUAUAAUUCCAAAAACGAAAUCAUAUGGGAAAGCUUCGAUUCUCCAACUGACACCAUCUUAGGGGGUCAAUACCUCCCAUCGGAUACGGAACUGUUUUCAAGCGCAUCAGAAACUGACCAUUCAAUCGGGCGAUUUCGGAUGAAAAUGCAAUCGGACUCAAACCUCGUGUUGUACCCAAAAGAUACUAGUGAUACUUAUUUCGAUGCAUAUUGGGCGACAUCUACUUAUAAUAAGGCGGGAAUGAGUCUGAAACUACAUCUCUAUCUCUACGAAGAUGGCAACAUGUACUUAGUCAACAACACUGACUACAAUAGUAGUUUGGUGGCAGAAGGAGGCGUUGCUGACAACGGAAUAGUCAUCUACCGCGCGACCAUCGACGUUGAUGGGAUUUUCCGUUUGUAUUCCCAUAUCUUCCCGAGGAACGGUAUCCCAAUAAUGACGACAGAUUGGGAAGCCUUGUCAGAUAAAUGUGAAGUGAAAGGCAUCUGUGGAUAUUACAGCUACUGCAAUUUGGUGGAUGACCAACCUGAUUGCCGUUGUCUGCCUGGUUACAAUUUCACUGAUCCUGAUCAAAGGUUCAAAGGCUGCGGCAGAAACUUCACUGCGGAAGUUUGCAAUGGCAAGAAUGAAAAUUUUACAAUGGAGAAUAUGCAUUUCGGAGCUUAUUAUUAUUCUAUUUCAUCGACGAAGAUAGACGAGUGCAGAGAAGCUUGUUUGAGUGACUGUAAUUGUGAGGCCGCAAUGUUUGAAAAUAACAAUUGCAUGAAAUUUUCGCGUCCGUUGAGGUAUGGUAAAUUGGCGGUCUCGAAUACGGUCUCGACGACGGCUUUCACCAAGGUGGCCAUCGAUAUUCCCGUAAUUGCAAACAGUACCAAUUCCUCUCCGAAUGCAACAAUGAUGGUAGCUGUCGAAAUCAAGAAAGAGCCGCGUGGGAAGAUUUUAAUCGCAGUUAUAAUUCUUGCCACGUGUUCAGUUGCCAGCAUUGCUUUUUCCUGUUUUCUUGUCUACAGGAAUCGAGCACAAAGCUAUAGAAAGAUGAUAGAAGAUAACAAUUUGAGAUUGUCUGAGGAGAUUGUUCUCAGAUCAUUUUCUUACAACGAGCUCGUGAAAGCAACUGACAAUUUCAAGGAAGAGUUGGGAAAGGGUUCUUUUGGAACAGUUUAUAAAGGGACCUUAUACAACAGCAACAGAACGGUUGCUGUAAAGCGACUUGAGAAAGUGUUUGAAGAAGGAGAAAGGGAGUUCCGUGCUGAAACCAGGGCAAUAGGGAGAACUCAUCACAGGAACUUGGUGCGAUUGCUCGGCUUUUGUGAUGAGGGUUCUGCCAGGCUUCUGGUUUAUGAAUACAUGAGCGAAGGAUCUCUUGCAAACCUUCCAUUCAAGGCCCAAAGCCGACCUGAUUGGAAAGAAAGAGUAAGAAUUGCACUAGAUGUCGCAAGAGGGAUCUUCUAUCUACAUGAAGAAUGUGAGCCCCAUAUCAUCCACUGUGAUAUAAAGCCUCAAAACAUACUCAUGGAUGGCUUUUGGACUGCAAAGAUAUCUGAUUUUGGGUUGUCAAAGCUGCUUAUGCCAGAUCAAACAAGAACAUUUACUGGGGUGAGAGGGACGAGAGGGUACUUGGCACCUGAAUGGUACAAGAACACGCCGAUAUCAGUGAAGACAGAUGUUUUUAGCUAUGGGAUUGUGUUAUUGGAAAUUAUAUGUUGCAGGAGGUAUAUUGAGUUAUUGGUUCCAGAUAAUGAGAUUGUUCUCACUGACUGGGUUCAUAGCUGCUUCGUGUCAGGAGAGUUGCAUAAGCUUUUGGGUGGAGAAGAAGUGGAAGUGAAGACUUUGGAUAGGAUGGUAAAGGUGGGGUUGUGGUGUAUACAAGAUGAACCGGCUCUUCGUCCUUCCAUGAAGAAUGUGAUUUUGAUGAUCGAAGGGAACAUGGAUAUACCCAUUCCCCCAUCUCCGACUUCUUCAUGAACCUAUCUUAAUAUGCAUGCUCUCUUUAAAUAUGUUGGUGCUUUUAUCUAAAGGUAUUGUCUUUCAUUAAAGUCAAUGUAAUUUUUAAUUACUUGUGGUAUCAAAAUCAAUGUAGUUUUUAAUCACUUGUGGUAUCAAUCUUGUUUCUCAA